Phytophthora nicotianae INRA-310 is the source of this 297-nucleotide messenger RNA. RefSeq lists its product as hypothetical. The transcript is spliced from 2 exons. The coding region runs from base 1 to 297 and encodes 98 amino acids. Lineage: Eukaryota; Oomycota; Peronosporomycetes; Peronosporales; Peronosporaceae. The record is from RefSeq and is a predicted model, not a curated record.
AUGGCGAAGCUGAAGGACCUGGAAGCGGGCGAUGUGUCUUCGAAAGUGGACACUUCGCUCUGGCGUCGCGCUGGACUCUUCCUACUGUACUGCGUCGUGAUAGUGUCCAUCUCGAGUCUGCUGAUGUCCACAACGGUUACCCAUCCGUCUCUCUUCCACGCUCGCGGUGCCAAGUUCGACCGCAGCGUUCCGCGAGACAAGGCCAUCGUUCUCUGUAUGCACGACGGUGUUGUUCCCAUGGGAUUGUCGCUAGUACGGGAGCUUCGCUGUCUAGGACGAACUGUCCGUCAAGACUAG